AGCGCAGCGAGGGGGCGAGAAAGUUCGUGUUUUUCAACAUCCCCCAGAUCCAGUACAAGAACCCCUGGGUGCAGAUCAUGCUCUUCAAGAACAUGACCCCCUCGCCCUUCCUCCGCUUCUACCUGGACAACGGAGAACAAGUUUUGGUUGAUGUGGAAGAGAAAACCAGCAAAGAAAUAACAGAGCACAUUAAAAAAAUCUUGGGGAAAAGCCAAGAAACACUUGAAAAAGAGGAAAGGGAAAAGAAAAAACUAUCACAUCCGGCAACUUUUGGAUCCAAGAAGUAUCAUCUGCGAGAAUGCAUGUGUGAAAUUGAAGGCCAAGUUCCCUGCCCUGCUUUUGUGCCACUGCCCAAAGAGAUGAGGGGAAAAUAUAAAGCUGCUACAAAGGAUGAAGCAUCAGCUUGACAUCUGAAGCCAUGCAGUUUUUCCUCAGGGCUGGAUGAUCUCACUUCAGUGAGAGAAAGACCUAACAGCUGCGGGACACAGGGACAAGUUCAGAUAAUACAGACAACCUCGUCUGAGUUUUCUUACUGCUACAACCAGAAUAAGUGAAAAAAUAAAUAAAAGUUGAAAAUUCAGCUUUUUUGGUGCCAGUUUGACAAAGCAUUGCAGUCAACAAUGCACACAAGGAAAAGAGAAUGACUAGAGCCGUUUCCUACUCCUGUAUAAGGUUAUGGCAAAACCAGGACCAUGUUAGCUAUAAAAAGUUACAUCUUCAAAGCAGCACAGAAUUCCACAAUGUAUAGAAAGUGGCACAGUGGUCUAAAAGUGUUUCUGCUGAUUUCCAUCGUGUACUAGCUGAAGAUGGCCAAAUCAUAAUGUAACUCCAGGCUCAAACUACAGAAUAAGUUUUAUUUAGUCAUUUAGUUACCACUCAAAAGUCUAAUUUAGAGCAAGAUGUAACUUUCUCAGUCGAUAACUGGCAGCUCUGAGAAGCACUGAUCAAGUCAAGAAUGUCAGCAGGAAAGACCAUGUAAGUAGGUACUUGAAAUAUAAGCUUUACAAUUAUCUUUAUUGUCAUUCAAAAAAAUUCAAAGCUCCUCUUAAAACAAUUACUUAAACAGUCUUCCUUAAGAGACAUACAAGGGAAAACUGUGUCUAGAUAUAUCAAUUUCCAGCAAGUUCUAGCCAGCAAGUCCACUAUGCUUCACAGUCCAGUGCUGUAACUCCUCUUAACCUCAAACACUCCUGCUCCCUGCACGUGGUCAAAAACCCCAUCUAAAUCAUUGCAGCUUCUGCCUUGCCAAACAGUUACGCUACACAAGACACACUGUACUCUGUUGCUUGGAAUCUGGUUAUUGCACUUACCUUUAAGUCAGGCUGUAGCACUAUAUUUCAGCUUUUCUGAGCUAAUGGUCAAGUACAGUAUUUCACACUGAUGGAAGUGUCCUGUAAAAACUGUCAAGGACAAACAGCACAAAAUAAACAUGUUGUUUUAUUUCAUCUCUGUUUACAAAGUUUCCAUACAUGCAGAGUAGUGCAUGCAGUUUAAGCAAAACUUAAUGCUAGUUACUGAGCUUUAUGGUAAGAUGUCUUCAUUCCUUGAGCCUCAGAGCAGUCCAAACACCAGCAUAAGGCCUUCACUUUGGAAAUGACUUUAGUAUCACGUCUAGUCUAUCACAUUUAACACUGACAAAGACCAUGAGGUAUGCUAGUCUGUUACCUGCUUGCAAAAAUACAUUACAUGUACAAUAAGGAUACUGUAUUAGUGUAUUAGACUGAAAAUACAAACAAGGCAGGAUAGAUGCAACAAGGAAAAAAA
Messenger RNA from Athene cunicularia (burrowing owl), 1764 nucleotides. It is a transcript of the gene MRPS25, whose product is annotated as mitochondrial ribosomal protein S25. The transcript is spliced from 4 exons. The record is from RefSeq and is a predicted model, not a curated record. Gene Ontology annotation, molecular function: structural constituent of ribosome. The coding region runs from base 78 to 407 and encodes 109 amino acids. Lineage: Eukaryota; Metazoa; Chordata; Aves; Strigiformes; Strigidae. Gene Ontology annotation, cellular component: mitochondrion.